Messenger RNA from Ruditapes philippinarum (Manila clam), 532 nucleotides. RefSeq names its product PAT complex subunit Asterix-like. Gene Ontology annotation, biological process: protein insertion into ER membrane. Gene Ontology annotation, molecular function: protein folding chaperone. Bases 103 to 420 code for a protein of 105 amino acids. The transcript has 4 exons. Gene Ontology annotation, cellular component: endoplasmic reticulum membrane. The record is from RefSeq and is a predicted model, not a curated record. Lineage: Eukaryota; Metazoa; Mollusca; Bivalvia; Venerida; Veneridae.
AAACUUUUCGUAUCAACCAUAAACUUUCGUAAUUUUAGUUUGUACGUACGUGCCACUUCCGGUAGUUGUCAAUUAUAGAAAACAUCAAAUUCCACACUAAAGAUGUCAGCCAGCGUGGUAAAUGACCCAAAAAGACCUAACAAAAUAACAAGAUAUAAGCCUCCAAGCAGUAGCGGUCCUGGAGAUGACCCGACACCUGACUACAUGAAUCUUCUUGGCAUGAUAUUUAGUAUGUGUGGUCUUAUGAUGAAGUUGAAGUGGUGUGCCUGGUGUGCUGUAUAUUGCUCUUUCAUCAGUUUUGCCAACUCCAGGGCUUCAGAGGAUACCAAACAAACAUUGAGUAGUUUUAUGUUAUCAAUAUCAGCAGUAGUGAUGUCAUACUUACAAAAUCCUCAACCGAUGACCCCGCCAUGGCAAUGACCUUGACCUUAGUUAUCAUCAUUUUGAAACAUCACAUUAAAAAUCAUCAUAACCAAGAAUAUAAUCAGACAAUAAAAGACAGAACAGCAAAUUUAGUGUUAACAAUGCUGUG